Messenger RNA from Triticum aestivum (bread wheat), 1878 nucleotides. RefSeq lists its product as uncharacterized. Lineage: Eukaryota; Viridiplantae; Streptophyta; Magnoliopsida; Poales; Poaceae. The coding region runs from base 214 to 1251 and encodes 345 amino acids. The transcript has 6 exons. The record is from RefSeq and is a predicted model, not a curated record.
ACGAAGAUAGCCUCUUAAUUUGUGACUUGUGAGACCAAUCCAGGGCACAUGGUAUAAUCUUCAUCUCGUCGACUAGUCCCAAUCGAGAAGAAAGUUGACGGAUAAUCAGGCUCUAGCAGCAAUGGCAAUUAAGAAUAAUCUAGAUACGCAAGUGCCAUCUCUCUCUCUCACAACCCUUUAAAAUUCUUUCAUAUUCUUAUUCGUAUAUAUUAGAUGCGCGGCCCGUGCUGCGGCGGAUCGCUCAGUCGCGUUGGCGGCGGCGGCGGCGCGACACCACCUCCGCCCAACUGUCUGCCCCCUCCUGCGGUAGCGCCGUCCCCGCCCAACUGCCUGUCCCGUCCCGCGCCCCCAAACCCGUGCCAGGAUCAUGUGGCUGGGCCUCCAUCCGCACGGACGCAGCCGCAACCGUCUGUCUCGUACUUGAGCAAGUUGCUCGGCAAUAAGGCAUUCAAGGAUACUGCCACUUCCUCAUCCUCCCCACAGGCUGUAGCUGAGACCCCGCCACCGAAGCCAACCAUUUAUGUCAACGACCCUCCUGAUUGGUACUUCAGUAUUUACAUCAGGAUCGAUCGUUCAGGAUUUUUCCACACAUAUCCUCGUCUCGGUGGACCAUUCAAGAGCUUACAUGAAGUUGAAAAGGCUAUUGAGCGCUAUCUUGAUGACAAGCGGCAUAAAACGCUGUGGAACGAGCAAGCUGGGGAUUCUGGAAUGGACAUGGUUAUAAAAAAGGCUCUUUACUGGCCUGAUGGCAGAACAAGGAAAUGUUCAGACAAGGAAGUAGUGGAUCAUACCCGUGAGCAAAUGAGUUUAAUGCUUCAAGCUUUACUGGACAAGUAUAAUGAGGAUCACAAUCUUGUUGGGGAUCUUGCAUAUGAAUUCAAGGAUUUUUUGCACUAUCGAUCAAUUUGUGAAGACUAUAAGUGGUACAAGCAUUUCAAUUUCACUACAAAGACUAAAGAUGGAACUGAGGAUCUUUUCUUUGCUGAAGUGACAGAGGGAACAUGCGAUGAAUUAGUGGCCAACUGUUUCUGCAAGAUUGAAUCCAAUGAAAAUGGCCACUGCUAUGGUUGCAUAAAUCAUGGAAUUACUGAUAUGAAGCACCCCGACAAGGCUGAUGCAUACUCUGGUGGCCACUUGAACGUAUAUUUGCCAUUUGGUGGGUGUAGAAGCCGUCCUAACACGUGGACAGGAUCUAAGGAAGAUGUGACAGCUGAGGAAGCUAGGCUGAGAUACAUCUACGGUAUACAAUGAUUAUUACGAACCGGAUCCUCUAACAUACACAAGAGAUGUUAGAGAAGCUAUAGUAUCCUAACUUUCCUUUUGUUUAUCCAUACAAUUAAGGCUAAAAUAAUUUAAAUUAAUUUUUAAAUUACAGAUCUAAUAUGUACAUUCAUAGUAAUUACAUACAAACAAGUUAAUGGUGAGGUAAAAUUAAUUUUGGAUUUUAUAUCUACAGUAAUUAUCAAAAAUAAAUAACCUGCUAAUAGUCCUUAACAUUUCUUCUUCAUUUUACAUUAGACGAAUACUGUAGCACCGUGACUUCCCUUAUCUAAGUUAGAGGAUCCGGCUCCGGUUAUUACUCCUUUCUCAAGUGUGUGUCUGUGAGCUAGCUUCACUACUAGGUGUGUGCGUGUGUCCACGGCAGCAAGUCUGCUUCACUAGUGUGCACGCUAGUUUUACACUGCAUUUUAUCCAGCAAUAGUUCAUCUCCAGUUCUUGCAUCCUCUUCGGUUGAUUCGCGGACAGUUAUCUAGUCUGUAGUUGGGCUAACAGUUGUUGGAGUUGUGGUGGAAAUAAGCAAAUAUUUUUAUUGUUUGUGGCGUGUAUUAUCGUGCUAGUUCUUGGAGUUGUGUUAUGUGUUUUUUCUUGAAAAUGUUA